Messenger RNA from Octodon degus (degu), 2905 nucleotides. It is a transcript of the gene Nrbp2, whose product is annotated as nuclear receptor binding protein 2. The record is from RefSeq and is a predicted model, not a curated record. Gene Ontology annotation, molecular function: ATP binding; protein serine/threonine kinase activity. Lineage: Eukaryota; Metazoa; Chordata; Mammalia; Rodentia; Octodontidae. Bases 225 to 1724 code for a protein of 499 amino acids. The transcript is spliced from 18 exons. Gene Ontology annotation, cellular component: endomembrane system; cytoplasm. Gene Ontology annotation, biological process: intracellular signal transduction; endoplasmic reticulum to Golgi vesicle-mediated transport; protein phosphorylation.
GUCCACGGCUAGAGCUCCAACCGGAUCCCGGCCCGCAGAGGCAGUUCUAGAGGGGUGGGCCAGCUCCACCCCCCGGCCCGCGGUCCGCCUGCUGCGCGCCCGCCGCCUCCCAGUUCUAGGAGCCGGGUGGGGGCUUGAGGCGGCGCCUUCUUGGCUGGGCUCUGGGCUGGGUGGCCGCGGAGCAGCCGAGCGCACGGCAGACGGCAGCCUGGGCCCGCCGAACCAUGGCGGCCCCGGAGCCAGCGCCGAGGCGGAGCCGAGAGCGGGAGCGGGAGGACGAGAGUGAGGACGAAAGCGACAUCCUGGAAGAGAGCCCGUGCGGCCGCUGGCAGAAGCGGCGGGAGCAGGUGAACCAAGGGAAUAUGCCUGGGAUCCAGAGCACCUUUCUGGCCAUGGACACGGAGGAAGGGGUAGAAGUAGUGUGGAAUGAGCUACACUUUGGCGACAGGAAGGCCUUCGCAGCCCAUGAGGAGAAGAUCCAAACUAUGUUUGAGCAGCUUGCACUAGUGGACCACCCCAACAUCGUCAAGCUGCACAAGUACUGGUUGGACCCCUCCGAGACCCAAGCAAGGGUCAUCUUCAUCACAGAGUAUGUAUCAUCGGGCAGCCUCAAGCAAUUUCUGAAAAAGACCAAGAAGAACCACAAGGCCAUGAGCACUCGGGCCUGGAAGCGCUGGUGCACACAGAUCCUGUCUGCACUCAGCUUUCUUCAUGCCUGCAGCCCCCCCAUCAUCCACGGGAAUUUGACCAGUGACACCAUCUUCAUUCAGCACAAUGGCCUCAUCAAGAUUGGCUCUGUGUGGUACCGAAUCUUCUCCAAUGCGCUCCCAGAUGAUCUCCGGAGCCCCAUCCGUACCGAGCGCCAGGAGCUGCGGAACCUGCACUUCUUCCCACCAGAGUAUGGCGAGGUCGCAGAUGGUACGGCAGUGGACAUCUUCUCCUUUGGGAUGUGUGCGCUGGAGAUGGCUGUGCUGGAGAUUCAGGCUAAUGGAGACACCCGAGUCACAGAAGAAGCCAUUGCUCAAGCCAGGCACUCACUGAGUGACCCCAACAUGCGGGAGUUCAUCCUUUCCUGCCUGGCCCGGGACCCUGCCCACCGGCCUUCUGCCCACAACCUCCUCUUCCAUCGCGUGCUCUUCGAGGUGCACUCACUGAAGCUGCUGGCAGCCCACUGCUUCAUCCAGCACCAGUACCUCAUGCCUGAGAAUGUAGUGGAGGAAAAGACCAAGGCAAUGGACUUGCACGCUAUCUUGGCAGAGAUUCCCCGGCUCCACCAGCCCAUGAUGCAGUGGCGGUACUCGGAGGUUUCCUUCUUGGAGCUGGACAAAUUCCUGGAAGAUGUCAGAAAUGGGAUCUACCCAUUGAUGAAUUUUGCUGCUGCUCGGCCCCUGGGGCUUCCCCGUGUGUUGGCCCCACCCCCUGAAGAGGUCCAGAAGGCCAAGACCCCAACACCAGAACCCUUUGACUCGGAGACCAGAAAGGUAGUCCAGAUGCAGUGCAACCUGGAAAGGGGUGAAGACAAGGCACGCUGGCAUCUCACGCUGCUUCUAGUACUGGAGGACCGACUACACCGGCAACUGACCUAUGACCUGCUACCAACUGACAGUGCCCAAGACCUCGCAGCUGAACUUGUGCACUAUGGCUUCCUGCAUGAGGAUGACCGCACAAAGCUGGCUGCCUUCUUGGAAACUACCUUCCUCAAGUACCGAGGGACUCAGUCCUGACCUGCCCAACCCUGGAGGCCCAGCCCAGGUGCUGCUGGCUCAGAAUGAGCCAUGGAGGGAAGAGUUCAGCACUACUGGAGCUGUCCUCACCGGUGUGCCUGAGAGCUAAUGAACACCAGCCUGCUAGUGAGGACCCCCAACCUUCUCCAGCAGUGUGGGGUCCUGGCAUGGUGGUGGAGCCCAUCAGGGGCCAAGGGAGCCUGGGGAGGGGUGAGGGUCGAAGGUGGAGGUUAACCCCAAACAAACCUCUGCCAGGGCAAUGGUUCCAUGUGGCAGGGAGAACAGCCACCCAUGGUUGGUACCACAAUCAGGCCAGGAACCUGGACCUCAAACUGUAACAGAGCCCUGCUUAUGUCAGAUACAGCACUGGGCACCAGAGGCCCAGACCCAGCUGGAGAAAUAAGGUGGAGGGUCUGGAAUUGAGGCCAUGGUCACCAAAGCCUCUGGUCCCAUGCAGAACCAGCCUGGAGCAUGCCCUCUGGCCUUCUACUCACUCUGAGAACAGGACCUAUACCCUCCCUCAUAGCCUCUCCAAGGGGCUAUUUGUCUUCCAUGUUCCCUGACUGGGAGGGGUCAGAGGGCAGGUAUCCUCCACACCUCCAUCAUGGAACAGCUCCUUCUGGGGUCCUGAGGAUGUACAUUCCUGUCUACCUAUAUCCCACUCAACUACUCUUUCAAUCAUAGACAUUUCUAUAUUCUGGUGGAGUUUACACACACACACACACACACACACACACACACACACACACACACACACCCUUCAAAUCCCCUGCCCUGGCUUCUUAGUCCUGGGCUAUUUAAUAAUCUUAAACAUUUUAAAUUGUAUAUAUAAAUGUAAUUCAUCAGGUUUAUUAAGCAUUUCAUGUGUCAAAACAGGAAGGCUCUCUGCUAUACUAGUUCUAGUAUAUUGCCAUUCUAGUAUAUUGCCACUGAACUUUAACAUAAAUUUGGUGGCUUAAAAUAUGAAUUUCUUCUAAUUUGUCGUAAUAGGUCAGAAGUCUUAUAUGAGAAUAAAAUCAAGGGGUUGGCAGGCUUUCUUUCAGAGGGCUUUUGGGGAGAAUCUCCUUUCCACUCAUUUGGGCUACUGGCAGAUUUAUUCACUUCCCUGCAAUGCUAGGGCUGAUGCCCCCGAUUUCUUACUGGCUGUCAACUGAGGAUCAGUCUCAGCUUCUAGAGGCUGC